ACUAUGAUUGUUCAUAAAGGGAAGCUUCCCGUAACAGUGCAACCCUUAUUAUAUGAGUAGGAAGCCAUCAAAAAUGUCUUCCAGUGGCACUCUCAGUAACUGCUAUGUGGACGCUAUAAUGGGGCAGGAGCCGGAGGAUGUGUACGGUGCUCGCUUUAUUCAGGCUCCACACGCGAUGACCCCGAGGCCGUCAGGUGCUGGGGACAACGCAGACUUUUCCUCGUGUAAUUUUGCACCGAAAUCCGCUGUUUUCUCGCCGUCCUGGUCCUCAGUUCAUCCUCAGGGGAUUUAUCAUCCAUAUGUGCACCACCACCACCACCAGUCCCAUCUGCCUGCGUCGGACGGGAGAUACGUUAGCGUCCGACCGUGGAUGGACCCCAUUUCGAACCACGUUUCGUUCGCCGGAUUCCCCUCCAGCAGUCGGUCGUACGGGACAAAGCCAGAGGUCUUGCCAGCUAAAUCUUCAGAUUGUGACACGUUGGAAGCGGAGGCUCGGCCGCUCGCUGGCGAAUUCACGUGUGGAGUAUCGGAGUGUCCAGAAAAAACAACCAAAGAACACAGUGGAAGUGAGCUUUCGAGCCACAGCGAACCCAAAGAGGAAAAACAAAAACUUGACCCAAGUAACCCUGCAGCAAAUUGGAUUCACGCACGCUCGACGAGAAAGAAGCGAUGUCCCUACACAAAAUAUCAGACUUUAGAGCUAGAGAAGGAGUUCCUCUACAACAUGUAUUUGACAAGAGACCGGCGCUAUGAAGUCGCUCGCAUACUCAGUUUAACGGAGAGACAAGUGAAGAUCUGGUUCCAGAACAGGAGGAUGAAAAUGAAGAAGAUGAACAGAGAGAGGAACGGCAAGGAGCAGCUAUAAGUCCGGUGCUGGUGCCGUUUCACACAUUCUGACGUUUGUACCAAGGAAGCCAUGUGAACAAUUAUAAUGAUUUUUGAUAGGAGCCUCCUUAGCCAUUUUAUUUUUUUAAAUCUUAUU
This is a messenger RNA of Pundamilia nyererei, 982 nucleotides long. It is a transcript of the gene hoxd9a, whose product is annotated as homeobox D9a. The transcript has 2 exons. The coding region runs from base 53 to 865 and encodes 270 amino acids. The record is from RefSeq and is a predicted model, not a curated record. Gene Ontology annotation, cellular component: nucleus. Gene Ontology annotation, molecular function: RNA polymerase II cis-regulatory region sequence-specific DNA binding; DNA-binding transcription factor activity, RNA polymerase II-specific. Gene Ontology annotation, biological process: regulation of transcription by RNA polymerase II; proximal/distal pattern formation; anterior/posterior pattern specification. NCBI's taxonomy places the organism in Eukaryota, Metazoa, Chordata, Actinopteri, Cichliformes, Cichlidae.